GCUCGGGAGGGGGGUCCGUUUGCUUCCAAGGGAGAGGAGCUGAUGCUGUCAGAAGGCGGGCGGCUGAAGCUGUCCUCCUCCUCCUCCUCCCAGUAAACACCAAAUCCACCCGCUUUCUGCAAAGGAGAAGGAGGAGGAGGAGCAGCGUGUGUCGGCUACAAAAUGGCCAGCGCUGUGACAGAGUGUGGAAAUGUAAGGAUCAUCACACAAGUGGUCCAGCAGCCGGGUCCACAGUCAGCAGAUGUUGCUGCUGCUAGCAUGCUUGGGUCUACUUCCACUGUGUCACAGAUGAUGCCACCUGAGAUCAAAAAUGUUGAUACACUGCCAAAAGCACUUGGGGCUGUACAUAUUGUUUUGGGGGCUACACAGAUAAGCUUUGGCAUUGUUCUAACUAUAGCACAGGGGAACUUAAAGACCCUCACUGUGAAGAGUGGGAUCUACUUCUGGAUUGGGAUCUUGCUGUUAUUUUCUGGGUCAUUACUUGUGGAGAUGGAGAAACGAAAGCAUGUUUGGCUGGUCAGAGCUUCGUUAAUUGCCAACUUGUUAGUCUGUGUGGCUGCACUGAUUGCAAUAGUCCUCCAUGCUACUGAGAUUGCACACCAGAAGAAAUCAGAAAAACUUUGUGAUGAACUUUACCUUGUAUACUGCAAUCAUCGUGAAGCGGAACUGGUAUAUGGACUGAACUCGAUCUUUAUCAUCCUUUCACUCCUUGAAAUAUCCAUCGCAAUCACUGCCUUAGUGACUGGAUACAAGGCCUCAAGACAGGAGCUUUAUCGGUGGAUGAUAUUGUAAUUCCUGUCACACCACUUGUUGCAGUGCUGAGUACUGUACCUAGAUUAUUACUUUGCUUGAUGCAAAUUGGCAUUGAACAUCUCAACACCUUCCCAAGAAAGACCACAAACCUGAAGAGAAGCCACCUCUAAAUCCUGAUGACCUUUUGCAUUAUGUGCCUCUUUCUAGAAGGAAAGGAAAGGGUCUAAUUUGCAUGUGAAAGGGGGAACCAACAAGCUAAUCAAACGGGCCUUCCCAACCUGAUUUUUCAUGAAAGUGUUAUUGUGAUGAGCAUCUUAAAAAUUCACAUGCUAUAUUGAAACUGAAAAUAUAUGUGAAAGUUAAAGAAAAUGCCUAGCAGUUGAAAUACACUUGUGGAUCUUAAAGGUGUGGGUUGGGAAUCUGUUGGAGUACAUUGUUAAUGACCAUGCAGUAAAUUUCUCCACAAAAAGAUCUUCUGUGAAGCCUAUCACAGCAAAAGAAAACAAAACAAAAUGAAAAAAACAACACUAUCAGAACCUCAGCUAUUUUGUUUUAAAGGAGAAAGAUAAAUCUUUAUUUACCAAGGACCUUAUCCCUUCAAUUCUGCAGCUUGCUCCAGUACUUUUAAGGUUGCAAUAAUGUACAUACCUGCUCCAAAAGAAGUGCCACUGAAUUUAAUAUGACUUACUUCUAAGUAGACAUAUAAAGUAUUGCACUGAAAGGCUAAAAACAUAUAUAACAAAUGCCAGUGACACAGCCGUGCUCAGUUCUGAACAGACAGGGAUAGGAUCGGGGGAAACCAACAGUCUUACUUGCAUAGGCUUCCCAGAGCAACAACUGAAGAGGGGUCCUGUAUCAUUAAUGGCUGUGUGUCAGCCUGUAUUACCUGGUUGUGUGACAAGCAGCCCCUGCUGAAAUUCCCUCUUCUACACAGCCAUUAAUGGUACAGAAGGUCUUUCUAGUUUUUACUCUGGCAAACAGUAUUCCUGUGUGUUGCAUACUAUCCUCUUGCCUUUCAUAGAAACACUUUGUUGCUUUCUUGUCUGAGAAAAUUCAGAACCUCUAGUGUUACUUGCAGACAAAUAGCAGUUACUCAGUGGAAACACCUGAGAGAUUAUUAAGUUUAUACUACAAGCCUAUGUAUAAACAACUCUAGAUAAAGAGAGGCUGGUGUGGGAGCAAGGAAGACAUAGGGUCUUAAUUAGUAUCCUUUUGUUGCACUAUAAUGGAUGAUGUAGGCAGAUCAACAAAUGAUGAUCUGCUGUGUUUCACCUACUUUUUUUCUUCUGGUAAUUUGCAAAACUACAGCAGAUAGGUCAACAUGAUUAAAUCAUUCAGUUCAGUGACCAGGCCAUUUGAUUUGUUAACAUUAGUAAAGUUCUUAUGUUACCAUACAGUUUUGUUGUUGUGUGCCUUCAAGUCAUUUCUGACAUGGUGACCCUAAGGUGAAUAUAUCAUGGGGGUUUGUUGGCAGGUUUCCUCAAAGGGGUUUGCCAUUGCCAUCCUCUGGGGCUGAGAGUGUGUGACUUGCCCAAGGUCACCCAAUGGGUUUACAUGGCUGAGCUAGGAUUUGAACCCUGGUCUCCAGUCAUAGUCCAGCGCUCAAACCACUACACCAUGAUGGCACCAUUUCUGGAGGUAGGAAAAAUAAAAACUUAGGGGCCAAUUUAAGUACUUUGUAGAAUGAAGAGAAGUCUUUUCCACUAAGACUUGGCUAAGCAUGUCUCCUUGAUGUGCUAGUUUUGUAUGUGUAAGAUCUUUUACACUUCAGGGAAAAUUCAGGAAUGUCAUCUCCUCCAUCCCGCUGCCUGCAUCCCAAAUAACACACACUAGGAAAGACUUAGUCACAGCCUUUCUUAAUCUGUUAUCCACCAGAUGGAUAGGGCUGUAAGUGCUACAGGCCUCUAGCCAGCUAUGGGACAGCAGAAGUCCAGCACAUACAGAGAGAAGGCCAUUUCUACUAGAUGUGGAAACUGGUCAGUAUGUCAGACUUAGCAAACUCUACUGGAGGAACCACCCCUACAGGGGCCCCAUUCACACUCAAGAAAUGACCCACGUUAUUUCAUGGAUUUGCCUCAUCGAAUCUCUCCAUGGCAUUUUAUCCCAUACAAAUGUCAUGUCUCCAAGGGUCUCUCUUAGUGACUAUCUGAUUCUUUUUCUCUAAGUUUCAGUGAGAAUCCAGUAUUUUUUAUUUUUUAAAUUUUCACUCAACAUUAUCAUUUUAUAAGUAAUUCUAAAGACAAUGUUUUUAUUAUUAUCAACUCUGUAUGAAGUAUUUCAAGGAAUUAGUAAUGGUUCUGUCUUUGUUUUUCUUCUUUCAAAGUGCCUGUAAAUCUUUGCUGCAUUUAAACAACAAAGAUGUCUAUGGGAGCCUAUUUGUGUGUAUGCUUAUAUGCCCUAUAUAUGCCAAGAGCUCAUCUAAAGGAGUGGUUAAGAAAGUGACAGAAGAGACCCCAUCUCUUCCAUCACUAGUGGGUUUUAGCAAGCCAUGACUUUCAGCUGUAUGAUUGUUAAACCAAAACAAUCUGAGACAGUGAGUCUGUGAAAUUUCAUGUGAUUCCUGAGUAGACCGUUAUUUCUUUCACUUUUGCCUCGCUGUUAAGAGAAGUGAGCCCUUCUUGUAAUGAAAAAAUAUCAAGACGUUGAUUUUGCAACUGCUUUGCAACUACUAAAAAAUGUGUGCUACUGCACUGGUGUGAAUUAUGUAUGAAAAUGAGCACUUAUCCUAAGCCUCUGCACUAAUAUUACUCUAAAGAGCGUGAUGCUGGCACUGUGGGUUUAGCAGUAGCUCUUUCCAAGGAUUUUAGGCCAGACUGUUGAGGGUGUUUACUGUAUAGCACUUCCCUGCUAUUUGUUUUAUACAUUUAUACUAAAAUAUGCUUGUCACUGAGGUGCGAAAUACCCUUUCCCCAUAAUAAAGGUGACUUGUUUCUCUA
Molecule: messenger RNA, 3689 nt
Organism: Sceloporus undulatus (fence lizard)
Lineage: Eukaryota; Metazoa; Chordata; Lepidosauria; Squamata; Phrynosomatidae
Product: membrane-spanning 4-domains subfamily A member 12-like
Exons: 7
Coding region: 163-792 (209 amino acids)
Cellular component (GO): membrane
Source: RefSeq, a predicted model, not a curated record